AUGGACUGCCACUUUGCUGUCUGGGGAGUUCUGGCCUUUCUGAGCUUGGCUCUGGUUGUGUCAUUGAUGCUGAACAUUGUGCACUGUAUGAAAAAGAAGCGAGCUACAAUGCACAAAGACUAUGAAGACAACAGUCCAAGCUACGAUGCCUCUUACACUGAAGAUGGCCCUGUUUAUGGCAAUCUCAAUCAAGGUAUUUCAGAGGAGUGUUGUUACGAGCAGAUGAAGUCCCAGCCUCAAAGACCACCUAACCAACUACAGGUGGAGCCUGCCAACCAGAUGUGUUAUGCCUCACUUGAUCACAGUGUGAAGGGAAAACGCAGAAAACCAAGGAGAAAGCAGGGCCCUUCAUUGCAGGGGGAUGAAGAAGAAAGAUCAUCCAACCCCACCAUGAGGGCUUCCAAAGGCUGCAUUUACCUCAACAGCGAGCAGCUGGCUGCUGAAAAUACAGGAAAUGUGGAAGCCAUUCAUGAUGAUCCUAUCAGAUUGAUGAGUUUGAUUCAUACUGCAAAAGGAGAGAACAUCUGA
This is a messenger RNA of Dryobates pubescens (Downy woodpecker), 528 nucleotides long. Its product is annotated as T-cell receptor-associated transmembrane adapter 1. The transcript has 5 exons. Gene Ontology annotation, cellular component: T cell receptor complex. The record is from RefSeq and is a predicted model, not a curated record. NCBI's taxonomy places the organism in Eukaryota, Metazoa, Chordata, Aves, Piciformes, Picidae. Gene Ontology annotation, biological process: positive regulation of T cell receptor signaling pathway; negative regulation of receptor recycling. The coding region runs from base 1 to 528 and encodes 175 amino acids.